AUGUCUGAGUGGUGUGUGAGUUAUAUGAGAUGUGGUGGUGAAACUGGACUGUAUCUCAACGGCUCUCAUCCAAGAGUUGAAGAUGGAGUGGUGACCCGUGAAGUCUUGGGAACUAAUGGGUACCAGUGUGGCUUCAACACAUCCACAUCCAUCCAAGUCAAAGCCUGUCCAGGAGAUUAUUACAUCUACAAAUUUGUCGAGCCAGAUGUGUCGAUCCACAAACCAACAUACUGUGCAGUUGCUUUCAGCAGCAUCAGCAGUGAUCCCUGCUACAACUAUGAGUCUCUGGAUCGUCCCUGGAGAGCCAACAAUGAAAGUGGAGAUUACAUUUGUGAUGAACGUUUCUCCUGGAAUGGCUGGUACCGGCUUUUCUACUAUGGAAUGGACAUCCAGAUGUCAGAGACCUGUAUUAGUUCAUUCAGCUGUAACACAUACUAUAACCUGUGGCUCAAUGGUCCUCAUCCUCAGAUAGAGGAUGGAGUGGUUACUAGAGAGGUCUGUGCAGGGUCUUAUUGGAGCAGCUGUUGUGAAUACAAAUCAAAACCCAUCAGAGUGAAAGCAUGUCCAGGCAAUUACUAUGUCUAUGAACUUGUGAAUCCACAAUUCUGGUGUUCAGGAUACUGUACAGAUGUCAACAACAUUUCACAGGUGGUGUCCUAUGUAAGUUCAGAUAAUAUCACUGGAUCCAACAUCACUUUAAAUUAUGACCCAUGCAAUAACUACCACACACUCGACAACCACUGGAGAAGCACACUCAAUUACUGGUAUUGGUAUGGCAAUAUAAAUGGACUUGAUGACACUCGUUUAGAUUGGGAUGGCUGGUAUCGGCUCUUCAUUAAUGGAUCAAAUGCUCAGAUGCCUGAAUGGUGUAUAUCCUUCAUGUCAUGUGGAGGUUAUAGUUCUCUGUGGCUUGGUGGCUCUCAUCCUCGGCUAGAAGAUGGAGUUGUUACUCGUGAAGUUUUUGGUUCUCGCUAUGAUCAGUGCAGUUAUUACAGAUCUGAACCAAUCCAAGUCAAAGCUUGUCUUGGAGAUUAUUAUGUCUACAAAUUUACCAGACCAGCGGUCUCAAUCCCAGCUCCUGUGUAUUGUGCAGUAUUAUUCACCAUCCCAAGCGUUGAUCCCUGCAACAACUACACCAUUCUUGAUGACCCUUGGAGAGCCACAAAUAACCCUUACGAUAGUAACUAUUACUCCUAUGGCAUGUGUGAUUAUAAUGUGGAGUGGAAUGGCUGGUACAGAAUGUUCUACAAUGGUCAAAAUACUCAGAUUGCAGAAUCAUGUGUGAGUCACGGCAUGUGUGGCACUUAUGAGCCACUGUGGCUCAACGGAUCUCAUCCACAUCUGGAAGAUGGAGUGGUCACUCGUCAGGUCUGUGCUUCCACAUGGAGUGGCUGCUGUGGUUACAAAUCCCACCCGAUACGAGUCAAAGCCUGUCCUGGAAAUUACUAUGUUUAUGAAUUUGUCAAGACACCAUUUUGUACAGUUUACUGUGCAGAUAUUGGAGGCCUUAAUGAGACAUCAACCACCGAUCCCUGUGCUGAACUCAACUGCACAGAGGAUGAAUGGUGUGGAGAGAAAAACAGCGUCUAUGGCUGUUUGUGUAGCAAGAAUCAGACCAGACCAGAUUCUUUAGAUUUCUCAGAAAGCUGUGAAAGCAGCUCUGGCUCCAUGUCCGUGUCUCGCUGUCAGCUCUUUGAGGCUGGUUUUCCAGCUGAUGUCUUGCACCUCAAUGAUCCCAGCUGCAGAGGAACGGUCCGGAAUGGCAGAGUGGAAUUCCAUUUUGAUAACGAUGAACACAUCUGUGGCACAAAUCUUGUGGCCAACGGCACCCACUUAAUCUACGGUAACUUUAUUCUGGGGGCACCUGGGUCAGAGGGUCUCAUCAGCAGAGAGAAAAUCCUCAAGCUUUCUUUCAGCUGUGUUUAUCCUCAAACACAAACACUUUCCAUGAACGUGGAAGUCAACCCACUGGAGAGUGUUGUGCACAAGACCCUCCCGGCUGGUGAAGGCAGAUAUCAGGUGCGGAUGAUUCCAUAUGAGGAUGAUGAGUUUACUCGGCCCUUCACUGGUAGAGUGGAUGCAGAGCUGGACCAGAAGAUGAAUGUGGAAGUUCGUGUCGAGGGGGUUGACAGCCGGCAGUUUGCCUCAAUUAUGGACAUGUGUUGGGCUACACCUGUGAAUGAUCCUGAUUACAGUCUCCGCUGGGAUCUCAUCGUCACAGAGUGUCCCAAUCCAAAUGAUGACACAGUGGAGCUGCUGCAGAACGGCGUCUCGACAUCCAGCCGUUUCUCCUUCAGGAUGUUCAUCUUCACUGCAAACUCCACUAAGCUUUACCUGCACUGUGCUGUUCACCUGUGCCUUAUGUCGAGCAAUCGCUGUUCAACGGACUGUAACUCUGGGUACCAGCGGAGAGAGCGCAGGUCUCUGGACUUCCAUGACAGCGCUUCUAUAUCCAUGGGUCCUCUGACGUUGUCUGAAGGGAACACAGAUAAGUGGGUCCCAAAUCAAGUGAAGGUGUCUGAGGCUUCUUCUCUGUGCGCUUCUCUGAUGCUUUUAUUUAUUCCUCUGAUGAGUGUCCUGACCCUCUUUUAG
Molecule: messenger RNA, 2592 nt
Organism: Carassius carassius (crucian carp)
Lineage: Eukaryota; Metazoa; Chordata; Actinopteri; Cypriniformes; Cyprinidae
Product: pancreatic secretory granule membrane major glycoprotein GP2-like
Exons: 13
Coding region: 1-2592 (863 amino acids)
Source: RefSeq, a predicted model, not a curated record